Messenger RNA from Heterocephalus glaber (naked mole-rat), 1939 nucleotides. RefSeq names its product leucine-rich repeat-containing protein 37A2-like. The record is from RefSeq and is a predicted model, not a curated record. NCBI's taxonomy places the organism in Eukaryota, Metazoa, Chordata, Mammalia, Rodentia, Bathyergidae. Gene Ontology annotation, molecular function: protein binding.
AAUGUUCUGUAACUCUGCUCCCGCGUCCCCGUCCCCCCCUUCCCCUGCUUCAAUGAGCAUGCUCACCUACCCUGUGGCUCCCUAUAUAAAGAGGCUCUCAUUUCUGGUAGAGUGCUCAGACUCCUCUACUAAAAGGCUUAUCUCUACCUCUUCAACUGACCAUCAGAUUCUCAAGUCUUCAAAGAAUGAGAGCUGUGACCUGGAGUUGCUACACUGAGCAAUAAAGCUCAGCUGUGCCUCAGAGCUGUGUUUCAGAGCCACCACACCGAGUCGUAACACUUGGCUAUAGCACAGAGCUGCUCCUCUCUGUCGCAACACUUCUGAGCAUCCCAAGACCAAGCCCUAACUUCCAUGGGAAGCUCUUCCCCACCCCACCCAAUGGCUGGUGCAGGCCCAAGACCACAUGUUGGCAUUGCUAUGGAGAAGAGGCCCUGCAAAAAGCCACUGCCACUUUUUAAGGGAAAGAGAGUCAGGCUUGGGCACUGAUGGGCAGCCCUGAGAAAGGUUUCCUCCACUAUGAUGUCAUACAGAAAGGGUGGGGUGUGGCAGAAUGUGGGUGAGCACCGUUACCAAGGCACUUGCCACACAGGUGGCUGCCAGAAAGUUUCUAGCAGACCUAGGGUCAGCACCCUACUGGCCUAGAUCUGUGCGACUGAACCUUGCCCUGUCAUGUUUUCGCUUUAUUUCUGGGCUAUACUGUUGCUGCACUGCCAACAGAUGUGCCUGCCCAUCCUGGCUGUCCCACAGCCAGGCUGGACCCCAUACCGAGUUCACCUGAACUGUGCGCCCCCUAGCAGCUAAUAAGCCCUCUUCCCUCGAUUCUGAUCUCCCGCUCGAAUCACUCACUGCUCUUACUCCCCCAGAAGAGCCUGGGGGCUUUGUUUACCCGGAUUCCUCGGUGCCCACCAAGAUGUUGUCUCCACCUCAGAGGUUUGCAUGACAGCUGUCCCCACAGCUGGAAAAGGUUGCCGCCCCGCCUCAAGGUCUGCGUGCCAAGCUACCUUGGCAAGAGAGGCUCCGAAAACUGCUUCUGAGGUCUGCAGCUGUUCAUGCAAGGCCCGCCGAGGUGACGCUUCCACCACCAAACCUGAUUCUGGGCACAGUUGGACCUUUGGACCCACAGCUUACCAGAACUCCACCGUAGACUGCAGAAGCUAGAGUUCCUCCAGCUGUGCAGAAGCCCUCCUCCCAGCCUGCAGACCCAGCUGAGCCUGUCACUCAACCUCCAGUGCCUCCGGAGACGGGAGCUCCAAGUCCUGGUCAGGAGCCCACUCAACAUCGCCCAUCACGCCCGGUCGCAGGCCCACCUUCCCACGUGGAUCCCAGCAGCACUGCUGUGCCCUCCACAGGGGCUGCACACUCUCCGUCCCUGCAGAAAUCUACAGCUUCUAUAACACAGACUGGGGUGAUGCUGCCAUGCCCAGACCAGGUUCAGGCUCAGCAUCCAAUCCUGACUGAAGUCACCACUCAACCAGCGGAGGUGAAGGCUCUAACUGUGCUAAGGGCACAGAGCAGCACGACACACAAGGACAUAUGUGAGCUCUGUUCCUGCCAGGAGGAGACCCUGUCUUGCACUGACCUUGGCCCCACCCGCAGGCUGCACGAGGUGCCUGCCCUCGAGCCCAGUGCCCACAACAGGACCUUCACCGUCUUAAAUUUCCAAGGAAAUUCUAUUUCUUCCCUUGAUAAGAAUGUUUGGAGAACAUACCAGUGGGUUGAGAAACUGAAUCUCAGUGGAAACUCCCUGACUGAAUUACGAAAAGACUCCUUUGCAGGCCUGCUGUCGCUGCAGUACUUAGAUUUAUCCUGCAAUAAAAUACAUUCAAUUGAAAGAGGGACAUUUGACUCACUACCCUUUUUGCAGUUUGUAAAUCUUCGUUGCAAUUUUGUUUCUCAGAUCAGCUAUGGAACAUUUCAUGCAUGGCACGGGAUGCAGUUU